Molecule: messenger RNA, 1928 nt
Organism: Thamnophis sirtalis
Lineage: Eukaryota; Metazoa; Chordata; Lepidosauria; Squamata; Natricidae
Gene: KBTBD12
Product: kelch repeat and BTB domain containing 12
Molecular function (GO): protein binding
Source: RefSeq, a predicted model, not a curated record
AUGGAUUACAAGGCUGUAGGUAAAAGGAAACAGCAGCAUAGUUUGAAUUUACUGGAUCAAAUAAAAUAUAUGAAAGAUUUAACUGAAAUGAUUGAUGUGGUCUUAGUGGCUGAAGAAAAAAAAUUCCCUUGCCACAAAUUGAUCCUGGCUGCUUUUAGCCCCUAUUUCAAAGCAAUGUUUACUUGUGGGUUGAUGGAAUGUGCACAGAGAGAAGUUGUGCUACAUGACAUAGCAGCUGAAAGUGUAUCUGUCCUCCUGCACUACAUGUACACCUCUGAAUUGCAUCUCACCAAUUGUAAUGUUCAAAAUGUGGCCAUUGCUGCCUUUUUUACGCAGAUGGAAGAUGUGUUUAGUCAAUGUCAAACCUACAUGAUGGAUCACAUUGAAGCUUCCAACUCUAUAGGGAUCUAUUAUUUUGCAAAACACAUUGGAGCAGAAGAACUAUCAGAACGGGCCAGGAAAUAUUUGUAUCAGCACUUUACUGAGGUGAGCCAGCAAGAAGAAAUAUUAGAGGUAGAAGCUCAACAACUGCUAAGCCUGAUCAGAUCUGACGAUCUGAAUGUAUCCAGAGAAGAGAGCAUCUUGGACUUAGUCCUCAGAUGGGUUAACCACAGUCGGAAGUUGCGUGCAGAUCACCUCAUUGAGCUCCUGAAGCAAGUAAGGCUGGUACUUGUAAGUCCUUCAUUCCUAGUGGAAGCUCGGAAAAGGAACACGGUGCUUCUGAGUAAUUCCAAGUGUUUUGAGAUGAUUGAGGGAGCCUUAGAAACAAUUAAAAAAUCCAAUCAACCUUCCCUCAGCCUUCGGUAUGGCAUGGAGGCCACUACACUUCUCCUUUGCAUUGGCAAUAACUCAGGGGGGAUCCGUUCAAGGAAAGGUAAUUAUGCCGAGGCCAGCUUCUGUUACGCACCUCUAACGCAAAAGACCUACUUCAUUUCCUCUCCAAAAUAUGCAGAAGGCAUUGGCAGUAUAUACACCGGUGUGGUUACUGAGAAUAACAGUAUUGUUGUUGCAGGGGAGGCAAGUGCUACCAAGAUGUCUAGACAAAAGAUCAAGAAGAUUGAAAUUUAUAGGUAUGAAGGUCAUGGAAAUCGAUUUUGGGAAAGCCUGUGCACAGCGCAGUUUCGUGAAUUGUAUGCUUUAGGCACCAUCCAUUGUGAUUUGUACAUCCUAGGAGGUCAAAUGAAACUGAAAAACCAAUAUCAAAUUACCAAUAUUGUGGAGAAAUACUCCAUGGAGCAGGAGAACUGGAGAACUUUGGCCCCGCUCCCAGUGCCGUUGGCUUGCCAUGCAGUUGUUACUGUGAAAAACAGGCUGUAUGUCAUCGGAGGGUGGACCCCACAGAUGGAUCUUCCUGAUGAUGAGCCUGAUCGAUUAAGCAACCGAACAUUGCAGUAUAACCCAAGCCAAGACAAAUGGACAGAGUGUGCACCGAUGAAGUAUUCGAAAUACCGCUUCAGCACAGCUGUAGUCAACCAUGAGAUUUAUGUCCUGGGUGGAAUUGGCUGCCUUGAUCGUGACAGAGGGCAAGCACGGCAAUGCCUUGAUGUCGUGGAGAUCUAUAACACUGAUAGGAACUACUGGCGAGAAGGACCACCUAUGCCUUACCCUCUUCUUUCCCUAAGAACCAACUCUACCUGUGCUGGUGCUGUGGAAGGAAAACUCUAUGUCUGUGGAGGAUUUCAUGGAACAGCUCGGCAUGAAGUUAUCACCAAAGAGAUCCUAGUGCUGGACACUUGGGAAAAUCAUUGGAAUGUUGCUUCAACUAAAGCCCUCAUGCAUGACAGCUAUGAUGUCUGUCUCGUUGCUCAGCUGAACACAAGAGAUCUCAUCCCUCCUCCUUCUGAUUUGAUGGAACAAUAGGUGUGCAAUUUUAAUGGGGAAUAAGUAAGCCAGCUGAAUGGAACAGAAAUAUGUUGGUAUGUGGCAAU